GGGGUUUUGAGCUAACAUCGUGUCGCGCAUUUGAAAUCGUGCGUUAUCGACUCUGGGUUCCUCUUCGCGGGUUGAUUUAUUCCUGCGUUUGUGUUGUUUCCAGUUGUUGUCAACUGCUUCCAACAAUAGAUUUAAAGUCCACCGACAAAUAGCACUGUUUUGCUGUCAAAGAAAUGAAUAAAAUCAUCAUGAGUCAGUGUAAACUUACUCAUUUACGUUCGUUACGUCCUACCUUCAUUACAAUUUUAAGAAGUUAUCAUUUUGAUGAAAAAUCAACAAACACGAAUGUAAGCAAGCUACCAGGCUAUGUUCCGCCACAUAUUUGGAUGAAACGUCGACCGGAAAAUACAGAAUUAAAAACAUCUUUAUUUGGUGCUAACAAAAGAGAACACACGGUGGAUGAAAAAGAAUACUUAUCAUAUGCUUCUCAUGCUUCCCUAUCUGGUUUUCCUGUGACAGAGAAUUUUACUUAUGAAAUUGCCCAUAAUAUUGAUGAAAUUCCGAAAAUCGAUCAAAAACUAUCGGAUAAUCUCAAAGCUAUGGGGUUAUUUGAGCUAACACCCGUUCAAAAACAUGCUAUUGGUAUUAUGUCAAUUGAUGAAUAUGAGAAAACGGAUGUUAAAAUGAAUGAAUCCGAUCAAAGUACAGAUGAUAAUUCAACGAAUUAUCCUUUUUAUGAACGUGUCACUGGUAAAUUUGAUUUAAUGGCAGCUGCACAAACUGGUUCGGGUAAGACGUUAGCUUAUCUCAUUCCAUCAAUCAAUCGUCUACUUAGAGUUUAUCCACUUGAAGCAAUGCAAACUUUACUCAACUCUCGUGGAUCACGUCAGUACCCUUCAUCAUUAAUUAUGGCACCAACUCGUGAACUAGUUCAACAAAUUCUUUCAGAAUUACUUAAAUUGAGUAAUCAAACUUUUGUUCGACCAGUCGGUGUAUAUGGCGGUGAACGACCAGAACGACAAAUGUAUGAAUUAACAAAAGGAUGUCAUAUGAUAGUUGCUACACCUGGGCGACUUUUGGAUUUCUUACAGCGUGAUGUUAUCUCUUUACAAUUCUGCAGAUCUUUAAUACUCGAUGAAGCAGAUCGUAUGUUGGAUAUGGGUUUCGAGAAACAAAUACGUCAAAUUAUCGAGUCGCCAAGAUUUAAAAUGCCUCCUUCCAAAGGGAAUAGUCGACAAACUGUUUUAUUCAGUGCAACGUUUCCACGUGAAGUUACACUAUUAGCUGGUGAUUUUCUACGUGGUUCUCAGUGUAUUUCACUUACACUCAGUAGUAAUAGUAGUAAUAGUGAAGAAUCCAAUACUAGCACUACUAUAGUUCCUACAUGGGGCAGUCAAACAAUGCUGCAUAAUCAGAAAAAAGAGAAAUUUGAACAAUUGACACGUAUAAUUCCUAAAGAAAUUAAUCAACAAUUUCAAUUGGUUGAUGGUGAUCCAAAAUCUGCCAUACCUAAGCAUCUUUUACAGUUGAUUCAAUCAAUGAAAUCUUCAAAUUCAGAAUCACUUGGAGAUAAUGUUUAUCGAGUUCUUGUAUUCUGUAACACUAAAAGAGAAGUUGAUCAAAUUGAUCAAUAUCUUUAUUCGAAUGGUGUAAAAUCUGCCGCUAUUCAUGGUGAUAAAGCACAGUCUGCUCGUGAUAGAGCAUUAAAUCUGUUUCGUAAAGGAACAGCCAAUGUUCUUGUCUCUUCAUCGGUUGCUGCUCGUGGUAUCGAUAUACCAAAUGUCGCUGCCGUGAUUAAUAUUGGCUUACCAAAUGAAUUGGAUGAAUAUGUACAUCGUGUUGGACGAACUGGUCGUAUGGGUAAAUCUGGCCAAGCAAUCACAUUGAUCAAUGAAAUUGCAUUACGUGAACAACAAUCUAGUAAAUUUGUAUCACGUGGUUUAUGUAAACUGCUACAGUCGGUUGGUAUUUUAGAUAAAGUACCAAAAUUAUUAUUAGAAUAUGCUAAUAUGGAAAUUACAGGAGAAGAAGAAGAAGCUGAAGAGCAAACUCGAUCAUCACGAUACAAUUCUUCUUAUUCAGUAAAUAAGAAAAACAAUUUUUACUCAGAUUUUAAAUCACGUUCAUUUACUAAAAGUUAUCGAAAUAAUAAUAAUAAUUAUUCAAAAGAUGAUGAUAAUUUAAUGCGACGAUAUUCAUGAUGAUGUAAAAGGGAGAAAACAAAAUAUUAUUGUGUGAUUAAAAUUGUAGAGAGAGAGAGAAUAGUAGCAUG
Messenger RNA from Schistosoma turkestanicum, 2212 nucleotides. NCBI's taxonomy places the organism in Eukaryota, Metazoa, Platyhelminthes, Trematoda, Strigeidida, Schistosomatidae. The record is from the annotation of a GenBank genome assembly.